Messenger RNA from Serendipita indica DSM 11827, 231 nucleotides. The record is from the annotation of a GenBank genome assembly. Lineage: Eukaryota; Fungi; Basidiomycota; Agaricomycetes; Sebacinales; Serendipitaceae.
AUGAGCGUCAAUGGACUCGCGAAAUCAGACUACUACACCCAAAUGGCUCUGAACAUUGAAGAGUUUACCCAGAAACUCGCAAAGUACCAGGGAUUCAUGGACAGGAUGGUCCAGCAGCACAAGACACUGUCCACUAUGGCCAUCUGGCACUCUGCACAGUUCAUGGCCGUCUCGAAGCUCGUCGAUCAGGAAGCAGAUCAACAAGAAGGGCAGGAUCAAACGUCGUCAUAG